Molecule: messenger RNA, 2056 nt
Organism: Apis florea (little honeybee)
Lineage: Eukaryota; Metazoa; Arthropoda; Insecta; Hymenoptera; Apidae
Product: odorant receptor 4-like
Biological process (GO): detection of chemical stimulus involved in sensory perception of smell; sensory perception of smell
Cellular component (GO): plasma membrane
Molecular function (GO): odorant binding; olfactory receptor activity
Source: RefSeq, a predicted model, not a curated record
AUUUUAACCAUGUGGAUUUCAUCAAUGUAUUUUCAUAAUUAUUGGAGAUCAAUAUAUUGUAAUGAAAUUUUUUGAAAAAAGGAAAAAUUAUUAAGAUUUACAAAACUUUGGCAGCAUAUCUAAAUUUUCUGCGAAUAUGAUAGUAUAUAUAGUAUAAUAAUAAUAUAAUAAUGAGAAUGAAAGAUUUCAAAUUAACUUUUUAAAAAAAGUUAUAAAGUGAUUAAGUAGUAACAUAGCAUAUGUGAUAUCAUUCUUAUACUAUUACUUUGAAAGAAAUAAAAAAAUGUUUUGAGAAUGAUAAUAAAAGUGUGAUUUAUGACGUGUCUUUCACUAUUAUCGCUAUUUACUAUUUUAUUGAAACAAACAUUUUAUCACAACACCAUUUAAUUCCUAAUAAUUAUUCACUAUAAUUCUUUGAAACUUUGACAAUAUGAAAAUAAAAUAUUUUCUGAAAUAUCAUAGAAAUAUUACGAUUCUGAUAUCACAACUGAAUUAUUAUCGCUUAAGUCUUCUUAUUAAUAUUAUGAUACAAAUAAUAUCACAACCAGUGUUAUUCCUUUCCACAAAAAUUGCACGUAAAAGAGAUCUAUACUAUCUAUGAUCAGAAAACACGAGAAACUAAGCUGGAUUGCGCAUGCAAGGUAUAAGUUCAUAAUUUUCUGCGCAUCUGCCGAUUCCUACAUGAACCCAAACAUAUAAUUCUGCAACAUUGUUGAAAUAACUGCCAUUCCAUGCAAAAUUCUAUAUUAUAUAUUUUAUAAACGCACGCGCAAUGUAGCUGCUACCGUUUUAUCACAGUAAUGUUCUCGAACUCUUAACUCAUUGAAAGGAAAUAAUGGAAACAAAGCACAUGGAAAAAGAUCUGAAGCAAGCCUUCUACGCGCAGUCGUUCCUGAAGAUAGUCGGUGUUUGGCCAAUUCCUAUCGGAUCCCCUUUGAGCUCGAAGAUACGAAAUUGGUUCAUAACUUUCUUCUCCCUUCUCUUGCAAAUAUGUAUCGUGGCUCCAUGCGUUUUGGUCGUGCUCCUAAAAGAGAAGAACGGAAAGAGAAAGAUAAAUCUGUUCAAAUUGCUCACCAACACUCUGAAUCAAUUGUUCAAAUACGUGAUCACGUUGAACAGAGCGAACGAGUUAGCGAUAGCCAUGAACGAGAUAAAAAACGAUUGGUUGACCGCCACAUCGGAGGAUCGGUGGAUUUUCGCCACGAAUUCGAAGAUCGGUCAAAGAGUGAUGUUGAUAGUGGCAGUCACCGUGUAUAGCAGCGGUCUCGGUUAUCGAAUGCUUCUUCCACUUUUGAAGGGAAAAAUUGUCCUGCCGAAUAACGUUACCAUAAGACUGCUCCCCUGUCCAACUUACUUUACCUUUUUUAACGAAUUAGUUAGCCCAUACUACGAGAUGAUCUUCAUGCUGCAACUAUUGGCUGGAUUUUUCAGUUAUACCGUCCUCAAUGGCACCGUUGGCAUUUCCUUGAUGCUAUCUCUCCAUAUGUGUAGUUUAUUGAAGAUUUUAACGAGGAAAAUGGCCGAUCUCACGGAUGGAUCGAUUACCAGCGAGAAUAUUAUGCAGGAGAAGAUUGUGGAUAUCGUGGAAUAUCAAACGAAGAUCAAAAGAUUUUUGGGUAACGCAGAACUGAUCACCGAGUAUUUUUGUUUUUACGAUAUUGGCUGUAACAUGUGCCUUAUGUGUUUCAUAGGAUACAGUGCUAUUCUGGAAUGGGAAAACCAUAAUAUCGCCGCUAUAGUGGUCCACUUUAUGCUGUUAGGGACAUGCAUUUUUAUUAUAUAUAUAGUUUGUUACAUCGGUCAACUUCUUCUCGACGAAAGCAAUAACUUAGCACAAACGUGCAUCACGUUAAGCUGGUACCGUUUUCCGACAAGGAAGGCCCGAUGUUUGAUAUUGAUGAUUAUUAUGUCCAAUUACCCUGUAAAACUAACGGCGGCUAAAGUGGUGGACGUAUCUUUAACCACCUUCACCGAUGUCAUGAAGGCGGCAAUGGGUUAUUUAAAUAUGUUACGAGAAGUUAUUUAAUAUUAUCACUUAAACUUAUGAAAUGAAAUA